Mobula hypostoma (lesser devil ray) is the source of this 5654-nucleotide messenger RNA. Its product is annotated as PDZ domain-containing protein GIPC1-like. The transcript has 6 exons. The record is from RefSeq and is a predicted model, not a curated record. The coding region runs from base 73 to 1071 and encodes 332 amino acids. NCBI's taxonomy places the organism in Eukaryota, Metazoa, Chordata, Chondrichthyes, Myliobatiformes, Myliobatidae. Gene Ontology annotation, molecular function: protein binding.
GUCAAGGUGCUCCCACCCCCCGCGGGUCGGGUAGGGCCGGGCCGCUGAGCGGAGCCGGCUCUGCAGGUUGGGAUGAUGCCGCUGGGUCGCUGGAAGAAAGCCGCGCCCCCUUUGGUCGAGAAUGAUGAGGCGGAGGCCGCGGCCCGGGAGCGCUGGCUGGAGGCGGAGCGGCCACGGACGGCUGCGCCGGGGGAGACCCCGGGGUCUGCGAGCGGGCCGGGCCCCCUGCCCCUCAGGCCGCGACUCGCCUUCCACACGCAGCUGGCGCACGGCAGCGCCACUGGCCGAGUGGAGGGCUUCACCAACGUGAGGGAGUUGUACGCCAAGCUUGGGGAGGCAUUCGGAUUGCACCCGUCCGAGAUCAUGUUCUGCACUUUGAACACCCAUAAAGUGGACAUGGACAAGCUCCUGGGUGGCCAGAUUGGCCUGGAGGAUUUCAUCUUUGCCCAUGUAAAGGGGCAGAAGAAAGAAGUGGAGAUCUACAAAUCGGAAGAUGCUUUAGGGCUAACUAUCACUGAUAACGGAGCAGGCUAUGCAUUCAUAAAGAGAAUCAAGGAAGGCAGCCUUAUUGACCAAGUGGAAGUCAUCAAGGUUGGGGAUCUAAUUGAGGCGAUCAACGGCCAGAGCGUCAUUGGUUCCCGCCACUUCGAAGUUGCCAAGCUACUGAAAGGUCUCGUGAAGGGGCAGUUAUUCACUUUGCGACUUGUGGAGCCCCUGAAAGCUUUUGACAUGAUAAGUCAGCGUGGCAAAGGGGGAAAAUCUGCAUCAGGUGGGCAGCUGGGUACUGGAAAAGGAACACUACGUCUACGGGCAAAAGGUGUAGCCACUGUGGAGGAAGAGCCAUCGGCAUUCGAAGAGAAGGCCAUCGAGAAAGUGGAUGAUCUGCUGGAAAGUUACAUGGGAAUCAGAGAUACUGAGCUUGCUGCUACCAUGGUGGACCUAGGCAAGAACAGGAGGAACCCUGAUGAGUUUGCACAGGCACUUGACGAGGAACUUGGUGACUUUGCAUUUCCUGACGAAUUUGUCUUCGACGUCUGGGGUGCCAUCGGAGAUGCAAAAUCUGGCCGAUGAUUAUCAAAAAACCAGUUGCAAAGACUUGAAGCUCAUAUGAAAGCAUCACUGAAAAGCAUUUAUAUAGAAAGAAAAAUAAUCUAAUAAUUUUAGAACUUUGGGUGCUGGGUUACUUUUUACAAACGUCUCUGAAUGAUUUUAUAAGGUUGAAUAAUUGUUUCUAGACUACAUCUGUUUCCUAGGGAGAUGUAUUUUGCUUUUGGGUGCUAAUCUGGUGUGCUGCUGGAGUCUGCAAAGUGGAAGCUGAAAUGUUGAGAACAUUUUUCCAUAACACAAUUGUGCAAAGAAAUUAUUUUUAAUAUUUUUGUAGAUGUGUGCUAAUGAGAAUUUUUUUGGGGGGGAGGGAGGAAAGAAAGGGGAUGUGUCAAGAAAAAAAAACUCUAAGAAUUGAAUUCUAACCAGAUUUUGUAGAUUGUAGAUUCGAAAAAUUUAAGCCCAAUACAGUAAGGCACUGAUUCCUAACUUGAGAUUGGCACCCACCUCGAAAGUCCUAGACGUCCCAAACUCUCCUUUUAAGGAGCUGCGGAUUCCUGGAGGCUGCCAAUAGUCUUGCAUCUGAAGCUGCAGGUGUACCAAGUAUAUUUUUAUUUAUUACUUGUGAAUUUUUAAAUUAAAUUACCUCAAAUGUUACUAAAACCUUUCAGUGAUCAUCAUCGCUCCCCUGAUGCACAGAAAGGUCAUGCAGUCUAAUCUGGGACCACUGCACUAAGGGAAUCCUUUCACUGAAACACUUUGAUAUAUUUUAACUUUCUUAUCUGGUGUUUUAUAUUUUAUCUGUACUAAUUUUUCUUUCUAGCAUUGGUGUCAUUUCAGGCUGAGAAUUGGGAAGCCGUACCCUCGGAAAAGGGAGGGAAAUGCUUGUAUCAUUCCAUCCCUCUCUUGCAAAAUGUUUCGCCUCCAAUGUUAUGAAUUUCAGGAAAUGGCUUAAUAUUAUUUUUGUUUGUGAAAUAAAUUAAUGGUUUAAACAGAUUAGAAGAGAGGGCCGUGGAAUUGAAUUGUGCAUUUCUAGUGAUUGCUCUACAGUUCCACAGUACAGUUUUUUAUCUAGUUAAAAUGUCAUUAGUGUUUAAAUUGUAAAAUUGGGUGCAUGAAAUAUUCAUCCUGUUUCUAGUAAAAUGGAAUGAAAUUACUUGGUGUCACAGUAGUGACCUUCCAGCAUAAAUAAUGCCUGUGAUGAGUGUUCCUGAAAGUGUUGACAUUUCACAAACUCAAAGCACUUUACAACAAAUUAAGUACUCUUUAAGUGCAACUGAAGUUGUAAUGUAGCAGCCAGGUUGCACAUGGUAAAAUCCCACUAACAGCAAUGUGAUGACGUCUUGCUAUAUAGACUGCAGGUUAAGUCUUAGCCAUGACAGUUGACAGGGUUCCCCAGCUCUUUAAAAACAAUGCUGAGGGAUCUUUAGUGCCUGUGUAACUUAGGUGUAACCUGGAGGUCUUCUGCAGCUGCUUGGUGUUACAAUAUUUAAGCUGAAUAAGCAUAUUUACUUCAUUUUUGUGUUUAGUUGAUCAGAGACUAUUCACUGUACAUUUAGUCACUGUACAGUAAAUAAAAAUUAAAAAAACUGAAAAUGCUGGGAGUCUGAUAUAAAAACAGCUGAUCAGGGAGCAUCUCAUGAAAUAAAAGCCAUCAACAUUUUUCAUUUGAGACCCUUUGUCAGAAGUGGGAAUGAUAAACAACACUGUCUUCAGCUUAGACCUAUUCAACUCUAAUGAUUUCUCCAGUUUUAGAUCACUUGCUUUUUGUGUUAGAACAAUCAAUCAUUCAUGUGAUGUAUUUUUUUUACAGCUUUUAUUUCUGUCAACUUUGAUAUAGCCUGUGACUGGAUAUGUUCUACAGCUGUUAUUAGUAACACAGCACAAAGAAGCUUAAUGUGCUGCAUUAACAUUGGUUCCACUCUUUCAGUGAUUUCUUAUUCUUCCUAACUCUCCGUACUUCUGUGACUGAAACUAACUUUCCUCUUUGUCCCACUUCUGACUCUGUUUCUCUCUCUACAGUUGCUGCCUGACUGCUGAGUGUUUCCAGUAUUUUGUUUUAAUGCUUGUAUUGCUCCUGAUUGUGUAUGAGUUUAUUUAAAGUGAUAGACUCUAUACAGUUUCCUUUCUGAGAAGGAAAGCUACAUUUUAAUAUAGUAUAACUUAAUGCAGUUUAUCAUCCUGUAGUCAAUGAUUAUAUUUGAAUUAUCUGGUCCAAAUAAUACCAUAAAUCAAAGACUUCUAGUAAUUUUUAAAGAAAAUAUUUUAAUAGAACAUAGAAUAGUACAGCACAUUACAGGUCCUUCGGCCCACAAUGUUGUGCCGACCCUCAAACCCUGCCUCCCAUAUAAGCCCCCAUCUUAAAUUCCUCCAUAUACCUGUCUAGUAGUCUCUUAAAAUUCACUAGUGUAUCUGCCUCCACCACUGAUUCGGGCAGUGUGUUCCACGCACAAUGUACAAUGUUUGUAUGAAAAUCUGGUGGUGACCAACAGUAGAAGGUUCAAUCGAUUGCCCUGUCAGAAUAACGGAGCCAAACCCUGAAAAUAGCAUGUUAGAGUACUAGAUGUGGCUGUUUGGCCAGUUACUAGCUCUUCAAAAGAAAUCUGCUGCCAUCGCCAUUGCCCUUCUGUUUCCUUGUAGCUCUGCAAAAUUUUAUCCCUCUUCUCAAAUCUUUCUCCAGUUUAUUUUUGAAAGUUCUAUUGAAUCUGAUUUGACUAUUUUUGGACUUGAUUUCCAGUGUAAUUUGUUUUUUUGCACAUUUUCCUUGUAAUUAGUAUGCUCUGAUCAUUGAGCCAGCAGGCACUGGAAACAUUUCUUUCAAGUUAACCUUAAAGAUUUUGACUGCCUGUGUGAAGCAUGCUCCAGCUUUGAGUAAUGUCUGGAAGGAGAUUAAUUAAAACAAAUAUAUUAAAUACUUUUGAUGGAAAAGUCUGCAGAUGCUGCAAGUCCAAUCAACACACACAUACUUUUACCAAGUUGAAAAGCAGAAAAAAAAUGGAGAUGCUGGAAGUCUAGAAAUCAAAACAGAAGAUUGCUGUAAUAUUAACUCUGUCCUGCGAUGCUGCCUGACUUGAGUAUUUUCAGCAUUGUUUUGUUUAGAAGUUCUGUAAAGAAUGUAUGAGAAUGAUGGGUAAUUAGUUGUUACUGUCACAUUAUUUUGAAAUGUCAUCCAUACAAGUAAUUUCUAAACAUAAAUAUAAUGAGGUAAUUCAAAAGGAAGAGCUGGAUGUGUUAUCGUGAUUGUUACAGAGAGUGCGGUACAGGUCGAUUAAUAAGGUAUGAGGGCUAUUACAGGAUAGCUUGAGAUAGAAUUGUUCUUUAUUGCACAGGAGGUACAUUGAGGAGUCUGUAGAAGAUGCCCUCAAGUCUAGUAGUUGUAUCUUCCUGAUGGAAAGGGGGAGGAAAGAGAAUAACUAGGAUGGGAGGGGUCUUUAAUUAUGUUGCUGCUUUCCUGAGGCCACAAGUGUGUAGACAGUGUCAGUGGCGGGGUGGCUGUUUUCUGUGUUGAACCAUGUUGCGUCAGUUAACACCGCUGCUGAAUCUAUUGAGGUUAAAGAAAUGGUUUCUUCAACCUAAUCAGCUGGUUUGGAUUUUCUGUUUGCUUCCUAGAUAAGGGAGGAUGUUGGGAUGUACUUUGGUAUUUAAAGAGUUAAAAAUAAAAGAUUUGUUUAUAGGACAUACCGAGCAGCAAGCAUUUUUGGGAGGAGAUGUGUAAUAAAGUUUUGAAAUGUGAUUUAAAUUAACAAUGUAUUUGGAAAGCUUAAAUUCUCUUUAAGUUGGACUCGAAACAGUUCACAGUAACAAAGUUAAGUAUACAACAUUGAAGCCCAUGCAGUCAAAUGUCUACUGUGUACUGCCUUGGUUGAACUGAAGGAGUGAUCCAUUUAGUUCACUGCUGUUUUCCCCAAAACUGCAAAUAUUUAAGUGGUUAUUUUUUUAAAAUUCCUGUUUAAUCUGUUUCCAUUUGUCUAUAAAGGCAGUGCAAUCCAGAUCAUAACUUGAUAUUUAAAAUAAAUUCCUACCCCAUUACUUUUUGCUCAGUUAUUUAAAUGAAAAUCCUUUCUGGUUACUGAUACUCUGCUACCAACUGUUUCUCCAUAUUAGUCUUGGCAGAACUUUUUUUUUAUAAUCUUUAAUACAUUUAAAUCAACUUCUCUGCUCAAAAGAGGUGAACUCUGGUCUUCCCGGCCUCUGUGUAACUUUGUCCUUCUUCCCUGUUGUAAUUAUAGACCCACACCACUCCAAUACUCGCAAAUGGUAGCAAACUGCCUGAGUUUGGUCAUCCAGUUAUAUAAUCAACAUGUACACUAAUAACCAUUUGUCAUUAACAUUUUGUUGUCAAAUGAAGAAUAGAUGAUUGUUAUCCAAUGUUUCAUUUGAACAUUUUUGCCCGUCAGUUCUCCCCCUUGGAAUGCUGCUAUCAGAAUUGUAUACAGUUAACAGGAUUUGCACCAAGUUGGCUAUCAACACAAAGUUUUGUUUUAUUUGUAUUUGAUUCCAAUGUACUUCUGACUUUAUAUCUGUAACACAAUAUGCUGUACAUAGUCAAAGAUUUUGCCAUGACCAAUCUCUCUCCAUAACCCUCUUAUUAAAAUGCUUGACAAGCUAUU